This is a messenger RNA of Ceratitis capitata (Mediterranean fruit fly), 3384 nucleotides long. It is a transcript of the gene dyl, whose product is annotated as Cuticlin-1. The transcript has 3 exons. NCBI's taxonomy places the organism in Eukaryota, Metazoa, Arthropoda, Insecta, Diptera, Tephritidae. The record is from RefSeq and is a predicted model, not a curated record. Bases 722 to 2515 code for a protein of 597 amino acids.
CGCUGCGCCUAAAGAGAAGUCGUUUGUGUUUUGGUUUUUAUUCGCUUGCUCAGACUUGUGUUGCGAUUUAAAAGUGUGCAUUUGAAACGCUUGUGAAUUUUUGACGUCCUUCUAGUGACAUUAACCCAAAUACAAAAAAAAAUUGCAUAGAUAUACAUACAUAUAUACAUUGAAAAUUAUAAAUUUUAAUUUGACUGCCACAACCACAAUGGUUAGAGAAAUUUAAAAACCAAAAAGUGUCAAGUGCAAGAAAACGAAAGAGAAUUCACUGUCUUUUCAAGAAAAUCAAGAAAAGUUAAAAAAAGUGCAAAAAAUUUAAAAUUUCGAACAAAUUGUAAAUAAAAUAAAAAAUAUAUAUUAUCACUAAGUGAUUGAGAUAUAUUGCAAUUAGUAGAUUAAAACAACUGGGGAAAAACAAUAAACGAGAACGCGUCAUUUUGAUUGGAUUAAACGAAAUACAAACAUAUUUUUAAUAAAAAAGACGUAAACUGCCAAAGGAAGGGAAAGAAGCAAAUUAAAAACUCAUAAAACACAAGUGAAAGGAUUACAACAACUGUACAAGCAGAUAGCUCUAUAAACAGUGCGGUGGUCUUCUUCCGCCUCGCAGUCGGGUAUACAUAUGUACAUGCCGCUGAAGUGUAGAUAAAAAUUGAGUAACGAUCAACCAAUUCCACAACAAAAUACAUCUCACUCCAAACCAAAACACAGUAAAACCUAUAAAAUGGGACGACAAUUGCGGCCAAAUGCGCUCGCGAUUUUAUUUUGCUUAGUGUUCAUAGCGAAGGACGCUGUUUGCGAGGGACCACACGUUGACUCCGCCUCAUUACCGCUCGAACACAGAUCCGUUUAUGGACCACCAGCACCAUCGCCUGUGUACGGCGCUCAGCAGGGUCCUGUGCCGGCGGGAGUUAGCAAUGAGAUUUCCGAAGACGCUUGGCCGCUCUCGGCCACCAAUGAUAGUCCACAGAUUAAGCAUUUACAGGUGCAAUGCGAAAAGACGCAUAUGCGUGUCAAUAUCGAAUUUGAUCGUCCCUUCUACGGCAUGAUCUUUUCGAAAGGUUUCUACAGUGAUCCACACUGUGUACAUCUGAAGCCGGGUACUGGUCAUUUGAGCGCCACUUUUGAGAUUUUCCUCAACAGUUGUGGUAUGACAAGUUCGGCUAAUCACAAUGCCGCCGGUUAUGGUGCGCCAACGCCUUCGGGUAGUUAUGUGGAGAAUACUAUCAUCAUACAGUAUGAUCCAUAUGUGCAAGAAGUUUGGGAUCAGGCUAGAAAAUUGCGUUGUACAUGGUAUGACUUUUACGAGAAAGCGGUCACAUUCCGUCCAUUCCAAGUGGAUAUGUUACAUGCGGUUACUGCGAACUUCUUGGGUGAUAACCUGCAAUGUUGGAUGCAAAUACAAGUGGGUAAAGGACCAUGGGCGUCCGAGGUGUCGGGUAUUGUGAAAAUCGGUCAGACAAUGACUAUGGUUUUGGCUAUUAAGGAUGAUGAAAACAAAUUCGAUAUGUUGGUACGCAAUUGUGUAGCUCACGACGGCAAACGCGCGCCUAUACAAUUAGUCGAUCAGAACGGCUGCGUUGUGCGUCCAAAGAUAAUGAGCAAAUUCCAGAAGAUCAAGAAUUUCGGUCCAUCAGCAUCAGUUGUGAGCUUUGCAUACUUCCAGGCCUUUAAAUUCCCCGAUUCGAUGAAUGUACACUUCCAGUGCGUAAUACAAGUAUGUCGCUAUAAUUGUCCCGAGCCUAAGUGCGGUCCUGGCUUGCCUGGCGGUGAAUAUGGUGUGCCACAAAUUGGUAAUAAUGCACUCUCGGCAGAAUAUGGUGCACCAGAGCCUUACGACCGCAACGAUUACCCCUUGGGCGGUCUGCCACCAGCAGCCUACCCAGAUCCACGUCAUCAGGCUGCCGAUGCCACCGGCGCUUACUCUGAAAACCAACCCGAUGUAGUGCCCUCACCACAAGCACAAACCGCCGGUGUUACCACACCCGAAUCGGGUCUGCAGAGCUCACAAGCGACACCGCAAAGUGUAAAUGAUUUACACAUGCCACCACCACCAUUACCUGGCCAACCAGGUCUAUAUAACACAGUCAAGCGAAAGGAUGACAUCGAGGGCGGCAACCUAGUGUCGCUGGGCGGCCGACCACGUUCAGUUGAAGGUUUGGAUGACUUAAGAGGCGUACGCAGACGACGUGAUACUAUUGAUAUUGUGGUGAAACCACGCAUUUACAAGCGAGACACACAAGAGAUGACCGAUGUGAAUACAAGCCGAACCAUACAGGUGGUGGCGCCGGGCGAUGUCAAUUUCGCGCUCAACAACAACUCCAACAAUGAAACAGUGGUCAUACAAUCGGCACGAUCGGCUGAUCCUGAGACGAUUUGUAUGUCGGUGCCGAGUUUUGUCGGCGGUUUGGUAAUGCUGUUGUUGGUGCUGGCCGUAGCAUCUCUAGUCGCUGCAUUCCUCUUCGUACGAGUACGACAUUUCGAUCGAAAGGGUGCCUCCAUGGCGUAUGUUAACUAAUUAAGGAAGCCACUACAAUGCACAAAGCGAUUAUUUCAGCCACAGCCACGACCUGCAACACACUGCACAAGUACAACAGCUAAGCAAGGAGUGCGUGUCCGUAGUCGAAAGUGGUUGGAACAAACGAACUGACGCUUAUACAUAAAUACAAUAACGAUCUGUCAUCGCACAUUAAACCCAUACCAAACCACAAAUACAUAUACAUAUACAUGUAGGACCACACAUGCAAAUACAUAUUUUAAGUUUCACGUAAAUAACUGUAUAUCCGCAAAUACUUUCGUUUACCCACUUGGGUGUUUGGUGUGUGUGCCUAUGUAUGUGUGUGUGUGUGUGUGUGUUAUGUGGACGCAAUCGCGAUUUCAUCACCUGUACUCCGAUUUGCUUCACAAACGACCAGCGGCGGCGGAAACCCAAAUCGAAGAUGCAAAUUGUGACGGGUGAAAAUUGUAGAAACAAUCUCGAGCUUGCGGCCCACUACUACUACUACUCCUCACCUCCAUCAUAGAAAAGACGAACUUAAUUUAUAUAUGUAUAUGUAAAUGUUUCACUGUUUCUAAUUUAUUUAAUUUAUUUAUUUAUUCUAUCCACAACUACUACUACAUGCAAAUAUGCGGAUAUGUCUCUUAAAUAUUAUGUUUUUAGGCUUCCCUAAUAAAUGCGUGAAUAAUCUCGACUCACCACCUGGACGUAUGACGUACCAUUUACAUACAUGCAUACGUACAUACGAGUACAUAUGUGAGUAUGUCAGCACGUACGUCACUCCAGUUUUUAUCAGUCGUGUUAACCUAAGGUUCAGUUUAAAAAUAAAAUACAUAAAUGUAUUUAAAUAUCAAUCAAAAAUUGAUGAAACGAAAUAUAAAGAAAAUGAA